AGUUUGUUAUCUAGAACGCACUGACUCAGGCCACUUUAUUUAGUAAUAACACUCGAAGUUAUGGCAGCUGCACAGGGACCAAGCACAUCUACUUCUUCCACCACGUCAUCAGUGCCUCCUGGCACAACUGUCCAGGAGUUUGUAGUGAAAGUGCCAAAGGAAACAAGCAAAAAAUAUGAUGUGAUGAAGUUCAAUGGAUCCUAUAAUGUCGAUAUGGCUAAGUGGAACCAGGUCCAAAUGGUGCGCGAGAACAACCUGAAAGAGUUUCGGGUUGCUGAAGACAUGCCCAAAUAUGGAGCCGGUAGCGAGUUUGGGCGGGAGCAGAGAGAGGAGGCACGCAGAAAGAAGUACGGCAUUGUCACAAAGAAAUACGACCCUGAAGCGCAACCGUGGUUGCUGCGAGAAGGAGGAAAAAAUGGGAAAAGGUACAAAGGUAUCAGAGAAGGCGGUGUGACGGAAAACUCCAAAUAUUUCGUAUUCACACAAGCACAAGAUGGUGCCUUUGAGGCCUACAGCAUAGAUGCCUGGUAUAACUUCACGCCGGUCGCUCGGUACAAGACACUGAACGACGAGGAAGCAGAGGAGGAAUUCGGAAGGAGGAACAAGGUGUUGAACCACUUCUCGAUCAUGGUGAGGAAGCGACUUAAGGCGGAGGGCGAGGAGGUGGAGGAGGUCGACGCCGAACCGAAGACGAAGGAGCAGAAAUCGUCGUCGUCGUCCAAAUCUGGGGGCAGCUUCAGGCUGACAGAUCACGAUGAAUGGCAGGAUUCGGAUGAGGACGAGGAAGACAGUGACGCAGAGGGUGGAGAGGAAGAGAGUAAAGCUAAAGGUAACAAGAAGGGCAAGCCCAAGUUGACCAAGUCACAGAAGAAGAAGAAGGACAGAGAUGUAGAAGAGGAAGCUGUGGAGGAGAGCGAUGAGGGGGACUACGACGAUGCAGAAAUUGACUACAUCUCGGAGAGCUCAUCUUCUGAAGAGGAAGCAGUAAAAACUGUGAAGGAUUACUCAGAACAAUUGAAGGGUGUGGAUGAUGAAAUGGCAGAGAUAGAGAUGGAGGAAGAGGAAGAGGCUCAGAAGAACGAGGAUGAAAAUGAGAAAAAGGAAGAGAACGAGAAGGAGAACGGAACACCGGACAAAAAGAAGAAGGAGGUGCAGCGAGAAGAAUCAAGCUCCAGUGGUUCUGAUACGUCGGACUCUGACAUUGACGACACAAACAUCACGUCAAGUCUCUUCUUACAGAAGAAGAAGAGCAGCAAGAACAGCAGUAGGAAAAGCUCGCCCAGUAAUAGUAUUAGUGGCAGCCGGCCCACAACACCUCAAGUCGACCCUUCUAAAACCCUCAACGACGCGGCCAGUAAGCUGCAGGAAACCAAGGGCAAGAAGCGAGCGGUUACUGCUGUAGAUCAGACAGACAGUCCUGCUAAGAAGCCAAGAACAGAGAGUCCUGCUCUAGCAACGCCAUCCACUAGCGAGGGCAUCACCGAGGAGGCGGUGAAGCGCUACCUGAUGCGCAAGCCAAUGACAACCAAGGAUCUGCUGCAGAAGUUCAAGAAGGGCUGCCGCAACAUGACGAGCGAGCAGAUGGUGACUCGCGUCGCGCAGAUUCUCAAGCGCCUCAACCCGGAGAAGACCGUCGUCAAGGACAAGGGUCAGGACAAGAUGCUGCUCUUCAUCAGGAAGACGGAGUGACCAUCGUCAAGGACAACGGUCAGGACAAGAUGCUGCUCUUCAUCAGGAAGACGGAGUGACCGUCGUCAAGGACGUCGUCAAGGACAAGAUGCUGCUCUUCAUCAGGAAGACGGAGUGACCGUCGUCAAGGACAAGAUGCUGCUCUUCAUCAGGAAGACGGAGUGACUGUCUAAGCAUAUAGGUAGGUAAUAGGAAAAUAUGCGAUAUUGUUGUGUUUACUCAGGUUUCACGACAAAUACUAUAUAACAACAAUAGUAGACAUAUUGACUUGCCUUCUUGUAUGUUUUUUAAACACUGAUACUGUGUAUAUUUGAUGGAUUAGCUGGAUUUGUAAUGAUACAAUAUAAUUUUUGCAGCCGA
Molecule: messenger RNA, 2049 nt
Organism: Priapulus caudatus
Lineage: Eukaryota; Metazoa; Priapulida; Priapulimorpha; Priapulimorphida; Priapulidae
Product: general transcription factor IIF subunit 1-like
Exons: 13
Coding region: 61-1689 (542 amino acids)
Biological process (GO): positive regulation of transcription elongation by RNA polymerase II; transcription initiation at RNA polymerase II promoter
Cellular component (GO): transcription factor TFIIF complex; nucleus
Molecular function (GO): TFIIF-class transcription factor complex binding; DNA binding; RNA polymerase II general transcription initiation factor activity
Source: RefSeq, a predicted model, not a curated record